UCGAGCAAUCGAGAAACGAGAUAUAUCGUAUGUUAUCUCUUUCUCGCGUUCGGCUUGGGACGGUUUAGCGUGUGAGAGAAGAUGUUCAACUUUAUGAAGAAGGCCGCGGAGAAGGACGACAAGGAGAAGCGGAAGCGCGAGAAGAAGGAGCGGAAGGAUGUCAAGAAGCGCGAUCGCAGCAGCAUGUCCGCGGAGGAACUCCUGCGAUUGGACGAGGUUCGUAGGUCACUGAAGAUUCCUGGUCGCCGGAAGGAGAAAGAAAAGUUACCGAGCGGCAUCACUGCGGAUUACAGCGCCUCGUUUUUCGCGCAUCUCGACCGCGACCUCCUGGACGCCACGCAGAACACGCCGGGCCCGGGGAUCAGCGCCGGCACCAGCUGGACCACCAGGACACCCGACGGCCUCACCCAGAGUGACUCAUCCGAGGCGUCCCUCACCUCGCUGACAACGACCACGACUACAUCGUCAACGACGACGUCGCACGUCGGCCAAUCCGGCAAGAACUUACCCCCGUUGCCGCCGAAACCGCCCAAGCGGGGGAUCCUCAAAGGGCCCCGUUUGAGCAUCAAUAACGCUGCCGUGAACGUACUCUCGGAGGAGAACGUACUGCCGAACGGCACCGAGACGAGUUACCAGGAAGCCAGUAAUCUGUUAGUGAGGAACACACUUCAGAACGAGGUGAUCGCUUAUCAGAACGUGCCGGCGCAUCUCAACAGCGUCCUGAGCAAGGACGAGGUCUGCAGUGAGGAGGAGACCGUCUGCCAGACCACGUGGCGUGUCACCGCGCAACAACAACAGUCCAUUCAGCAGCACUAUCAGCAGCAACAGCAACAGCAGCAACAUCAAAUCGACGCUAAACUGUUGCAGGUUGUCACCAGCGCCAGUCCGUCCGCGGAUUCUUUAACGGACACGACGAACUCCAGUUUCGCGACGCCGCCGUUCAGCCUGUCACCGGUCGGUGAGUCCCAGGGUUUCUCGCGGUGGCGAUCGUCGGUCUCCUUCGAGGAGCAAGGGAUCGAGCUGCAGCUCCCGGAGAUCGUGCCUCUCGAGCUGCCCGAGCCGAGGGAGCUGACGAUACAGAGGCAACCGCCGCCGCGGAAUGACUUCGGUUUCUCCCUGCGUCGCGCCGUGAUCGUCGAGCGAACGGCGAACGGCGUCACGCAGAUGAGGCCGGUGAUCUUCGCCGAGCCCGGCGCCUUGGUGCAGCACAACAACGACACGGGCCUCCUGCCCGGUGACAGACUGAUCGAGGUCAAUGGCAUCAACGUGGACGACAAAUCGCGGGAGGAGAUAAUCGAUCUCAUUAAGAGCUCCGCCAGCAGUGUCACAGUGAAGGUGCAACCGGUCGCCGAGCUGUCGGAAUUAUCGAGACGCGGCGGCUGCGACGGGCGUCAAGUCGAAUUGGCACCUGCGAACAUUCGUGGCGGCACGCUUCGCCGAUCCGGCAGUUUGCGGUUUCAUCAAAAUACAGCGCGAUCAGAAGAGCAUCUGGCGCAAGAGCAAGCAUGGCUGACUUCCGAGAAGGUCUGGUUACUGCAUCGCGGAGGCUUCACACCCGCCACGAGGUGCGGUUCCGCCGAUCCCGAUACCGGAAAAUUGAGGAUCCGAUUGACCACAUCUGGAGAGGAAUUGCUCGUAGACGAGGAAGAUGUCGAGAAGGCCAACCCACCACAGUUCGACAAGGCGGAGGAGCUCUCCCAGUUACGAUUCCUUAAUGAAUCGUCCGUUCUUCAUACGUUGCGGCAACGUUACGCCAGUAACUUAAUACAUACGUACGCGGGAGAUAGCAUGAUCGUUAUCAAUCCGGUUGCACCAUUGGCAAUUUAUUCGGAAAAGGUCGCGCACAUGUUCCGCGGUUGCAAAAGCGAAGACAUGCCGCCGCAUAUUUACGCCAUAGCGCAGUCGGCUUACAGAGGAAUGCUAGCAACACGCAGAGACCAUUCUCUUGUUUUCCUCGGACGUAGCGGAGCGGGGAAAACUACGAACUUCAAACACGCUCUUCAUUACCUCGUGCUAGCCGCGGGCACUGUCAACAAGAUCCUGACCAUCGAGAAACUAAACGCGCUCUUCACUGUCCUCGAGGCCUUUGGGAACAGCAGGACGCACAUGAAUUCGAAUGCGACGCGUUUCACGCAGCUCUUCAGCCUCGACUUCGACCAGUCGGGUCAAAUUGCGUCGGCGUCUUUACAAGUACUGCUCCUGGAGAAAUCGCGAAUAGGUCGAAGAGCGAACGCGGACCCGACCUUUCACGCCGUUUACCGUCUGUUGGCGGGCGCAGAGGGUGCUCUGCGAAAAGAGUUGCACCUCACGAAUCUAGUCGCUGAAAACAAUCCUUUCGUGACCCCCUUGCAGAAGCACGAGGAUAAGCAACGAGCUAUGGUCGAGUUCAAUCGUAUUGUCGCCGCGUUUAGGAUACUCGGCAUCUCCGAGGCCGACGAGAAAGUCAUUUGGCUGGUUUUGGCCGGCAUUUAUCACUUGAGCUGUGCCGGCGCCGUGAAAGCCGGCACCAGCUCUCAGAGCAGGUGGCAAUUCGCGAGGGUGGAAUGCGCGGAGAAAGCCGCUAACUUGCUAGGUACCACCGUCGAGGAACUGAGCAGAGUGGUGUUCUCCACUAACGGGGGCGGUGCCGGGACACCGAGCACUCCGAGACCGGCUUUGCGAACGCCCAGCCCGACCGAACAGGGCAAGGACGUCACGGGUCUCGAUGCCUUGGAGGGCCUUCUGGUCGGACUCUACUCGGAAGUCUUCCAUUGCGUUGCGGCUCUUAUCAACAAAUCCAUAUCAUCCGCUGUACAUACAGUCUCAUCUCUGUUGCUGUGUGACUCGCCAGGUUUUCAAAACCCUGCCUCGUGCGGUCGGCAAACAGGUGCAUCAUUCGAAGAUCUUUGUCACAAUUAUCUGCAGGAACGCCUGCAGUUACUGUUUCACCACACUACUUUAGUAGCCCCGAAGGAUAGAUAUGUCCAAGAAGGCAUCGACGUGGAUUACGAGGAUGAUUACGACGAAGAAGGUAUCGGAUCGCCUCAGGGUUUAGUGUCCCUUCUGGAUCGUGGAAGUUCGCAAAGUGCAACGAUGUUACGAACUAGUCAAAGCGACCUUAGCGGCGGUAGACAGAUGGAACGGAAAGGAUUACUCUGGCUGUUGGACGAGGAGACCGUGUGCCCCGGAGGCAGCGACGAAACUUUCUUGGACCGUCUGUUCUCUCAUUAUGGAGACCGAGAUCAUCAAAUGCUUCUGCGAAAGGCACCGGGCAACAAUCAAUUCGUCCUGCAACAUUUACUGGGCACGAAUCCGGUGCUUUACACCGCGACCGGUUGGCUGAAAGCCACGCGCGAGAAUCCAGUCGCCAAAAGUGCCAUUACGAUACUACAAGAAAGCACGAGAGAACAUGUGAGCAUGUUGUUCGUAAGUGCUCGGGGCGCUGGUGUUUCUGGUGCGUUAUGCAGUUCCUUACCGGGAAUCGAAGGUUCGCAGUCGUUAAGACGAGCCUCGAGCAUACGAAGGACAUUCACGGCCGUAAAGAGGAAGAAUAUCUGCUUGCAAGUGAAAUUCACCGUUGAUGGCCUCGUAGAGACACUGCGAAGAACUCGAGUGAAGUUCGUCCACUGCCUUCUGCCGCAACACAAUGCGGGUUGUACCGACAACAAGAGCCUCCUCUCCGUGAAGUCGAAUCAGAGCGAGGACAGCGUCAUUAACGUCCCUCUCCUUCGAUCACAGAUUCGCGGAAGCCAGAUAAUAGAUGCCGUGCGUUUACACAAAGUUGGAUUCCCGAAACACAUGGCACUUGGUGAAUUCAGACGUCGAUUUGGAUUGCUAUCGAGCGACGUGAACGCUCGCCCCGGGAGUCCCGUGACCGACGAGCGUCGCGCCGUCGAAGAUAUGUUACUCACCGUCGACGUAGACCCCGCAUCCUAUCGAGUCGGUCAAAGCCAGAUAUUCUUCAGGUCGGGCACUUUGGAACGGUUGGAAGCUCAGAGGGACGAGAAGCUCACAGGUCACAUUAUUCUACUGCAGGCGAGAUGCAGGGGCUACCUGGCGCGACGCAAGCUCAAUACUCUGAAGCUGCAAGAUCUCGCUGUGAGAUGCAUCCAAAGAAACGUGAGGAAGUUAAUGUCCGUGCGGGAAUGGCCUUGGUGGAGAUUGUACGUGAAAGUCGCGCCCUUGCUGAACGUUCAUCGGACCGAGGAUCAGCUGAAGGCGCGAACGGAAGAGCUCGAGCUGCUCAGGGCGAAAGUGGAACGUUUGGAGCAGGAACGUAACCACUUGAAGCACGACAACGACAAGCUGGAGGCGAAGCUGAGCGAGAUGACCGCAGACUUCGCGGAGGAGCAUUCAACGUCGACGCUAGCGGCGGAGAGGAUCGACGCCGAGACAUCGGAGCGUUUGCGACUCGAGCGGGAAUUACAGGAUGUGACCGAGGCUAACAAGAAUCUCCAGCAGACGACGGAACGGCUGGAAAUGGAGCUGCUGUAUGCGAGGGCUGCCGAUUUGAACGGGGUCGCCUCCGACGGCGAGGAGGGCGAGGAUGGCGGGGUCUACAGGCAACGAUACGAGCACGCUAUCCGCGAGCUCGAAUUCACCAAGAGGAAAAUGGCGCAACAGCACGAAGACGAUCUCGAGCAGCUCGUCGGUCUGAAGAAACAGUUAGAAAAGAAGUUGGCUGAUGCUUACGAAGAGGUGGAGGAGCAACGACAAGUCGUCGGGCAAUGGAAGCGACGGGUGCAGAAGUUGAACGGCGAGAUGCACGAUCUCAGAUUGCUGUUGGAAGAACAGACAGCCAGGAACAAUCUGCUCGAGAAGAAGCAGCGCAAGUUCGACUCGGAGACUCAGAAUCUGAUGAACGACCUCAGACAAGAGAAAGCGCAGCGCGAAAGAUUAGCGAGGGAAAAGGAGAUUGCGAUCGCGGAAAAAUUCACAGUGGAGCAGAACCUGAGCGACGCGCGAUUGGAGAUCGAGCUGAAAGAAGAGAGACUUCGCACGUUGACCCAGGAACUGGAGGAGCUCACCUUCGGCGGCAAAACUGAGGAGGAAGUCGCGCAGCUGAAGAAAGCGAAACACGAAUUGGAAAAGCGCGCGAAGGACCAGGAGGAGGAGUUGGACGAUCUCGCGGGUCAGGUGCAGUUGCUCGAACAGGCGAAGCUCAGAUUGGAAAUGAGUAUCGAGCAACAGCGCAAGGAGAUGCGCAAAGAGAUGCAGCAACGCGACGAAGAGUUGGAGGAUGUUCGCGGGAACGCGCACAAGAAGGUCAAAGCUCUCGAGUCACAGUUGGAGAACGAGCACGAGGAGAGGACGAUUCUCCUCAGGGAAAAACACGAAUUGGAGCGCCGUUUGGUGUCUAUAGAGGAGCAAGACCGAGCUGAUCGCGCGGCGGAGGCGGAAACUAUGCAGAGACUGAAGAGAGACUUGAAGAGAACAAAGGCGUUGCUCAGGGACGCGCAAACGAUGCUCGAGAGGUCCAAGGGCGAUUCAACGGGCAAAGCUGCGUUGCGUCAAUUGAAAAAUCAAUUAGAAGACGCGGAAUGCGCUCGUGCAGCAGCGAUCAAAGCGAAACAGGCGUUGGAGCAAGAAUUAAACGAGACACAAGCGAGUCUCGAGGAAGCCAUGCGACAGCGCUCCGAGGCGGAGGAGCGGGCUAAUGUAGCUAAUCGUGAACGCACGGAACUAUUAUCCCAAUUGGAGGAAAACGAGGAAGAACUUGCCGAGGUCUUGAAGAAGUAUCGAGCGGCGGUGCAACAAGUUUCCGCGGAGCAAGGCCAAUUGCAAGAGGCACAGGUGCAAAUCGCCGCGCUCGAAGCGGAGAAGUCGUCACUGAAAGACCAACUGGCGGAACUAACGCAGCGAUUAGAAUCGGUGGAGCAACUUGGCGAUCCUACGGCGAACAGUCUCGCCACGAGACGCUUGGAGUUCCGUGCUAAGGAACUCGAGAGCAAACUCGAAUUGGAGCAAACUACAAGAGCGCGUCUGGAGACACAAAUAGCACGGUUGAAGGAGAGCGUCGACAAGUUGCAGACCGAGUCGGCCUUGCUCAGAACGAAAGAGCAGACCGCCCAGGACGCGGCGAGACGACUGCAACGAUCAUUGCGCGACACGCGGGACGAAGCUAGCGCGGCGAUUUCACGCGAACAAGAAGCUCUGCGUGCUCGUCGCGACAUAGAGAAAUCCUUAGAGGCCGCGGAAGCCGAAACCAAGGUGGCCAGAGACGAUCUCAGACUGGCGCUGCAAAGGAUCGAUGAUUUGCAGAGCGCUAUUCAGGGAGAACUCGAUUUGGAUUGCAGCGAGGAAGCCACCAGCGAAAAUAGUGACAGUGAUUGAUCCGAGCCCUCAUCGGACUUGGAGUCCGAUCAAAACGAUCAAAACGAUCAAGACGUGACUGAACCAGAAUCGAUGAGGCAGAUCGCAGAUGGACUUCCAUGCAACGAGGCGUCGAACAGAACGUAAAUACUAUAUCGGGCCGUUUAAUGUUUGAGCGAAAGUGACGAACAAGGAUUAUCAGUCCGGAGAGACGAAAGACUGGCGAGAACAAGGGCGGUGUUAGCCCGCUAUCGUUACGGUGGUUAGAAGAUCACAAUAGAUUUUACAUUUUGUGCUAAUUGAACGAUGCUACCUAAAGGAGGCGCGCAGUCUCCUUUUAUCGCUGUAGAGAAUUAAAUCGAUGCGAAGGGGAAUCAAACUGCCUCUAGCGCGGAGGCUAGUCGAACGUAAUCAAACUUACAAUGUAAUGUUCGAACAGCGGGUUAAGCUAAGAGAUCGCUAAGCUAAUCGACCAUGACCCCCCUCCCUCUGCGCGAAGGCGAGCGAUGAUAAACUUUUGUAGGUGCUAACUAUGUAUAAUUCCCAGGAAAUCUCGAUGUCGUGGCGGAUUUGUAUGCCGCACUUGAUCGCGCGUCCGACACUAUUUUGUCUAAUUUUAUCUUUCUUGUGUUUCCUUUUUUUUUUUUUUUUAAUGUAUCGGUGACAACGACGUCGUCCUUCUCCAGUCUUCCAGAGAAAUUCGAGCCAUUUCAUACACGAACACAAAUAUUGAUGGGAACUGUGCGUUGGCUGGUGAACAAAAGUUGGAAUGCGUCCGAUAACGAUGACGAGAUAUAUUUUUAAUAAAAAUAAAUAAAAUUUCUUACUUUUUCCAGCAGAGAAACAUAUAAUAGUUAUAGAGGCGAGAAUGAGUUGCAAAAAGGGUGAAUUGAAAAUGUUAUAUUUGAUGAAUUUUAAAUUUUACAUUUCAACGUCGAAAAACAUUAAUGAGAUACUUCGAUUCACGCGCGAUAUAUCCGUACUUUUGUUCGACAGCUUGAAUAAACGCGCAUAUAUUUUCUCACGAGAAAGUAGAUCCGCGACUGGACAUCUUCUUCUGUAGGAAGGAAUACACACACACCGUGCUUCUUGUCCUUGCAAUUCACUGCCUUCGGCUCAAUUAUGUUUUACGUUCGUAUGAAAGGAAGGAGAGUAAAAGGGAAAAGCACACACAUGACAGGAGAACAAGAAAUGCGUGCCACGACUCGAAUUGGGGGCUUUGGUUUCGUGUAAGGACUCUCGUGUAACUUAUUGCUUUGUAAAAUGCAGAUCUCCUAUUUAAUUA
Messenger RNA from Dinoponera quadriceps, 7576 nucleotides. Its product is annotated as unconventional myosin-XVIIIa-like. Gene Ontology annotation, molecular function: ATP binding; protein binding; cytoskeletal motor activity. Gene Ontology annotation, cellular component: myosin complex. The transcript has 26 exons. Lineage: Eukaryota; Metazoa; Arthropoda; Insecta; Hymenoptera; Formicidae. Bases 82 to 6312 code for a protein of 2076 amino acids. The record is from RefSeq and is a predicted model, not a curated record.